UCCCCUCCCAGUAUACCCCAGUCCCUCCCCCUGGGACCCUCUGGAAUUUCUCCUCCCUGCCCAGGGAUCAAAGGUCACGGAAUGGAGCGGGAAAGUCUCGGGGCACUGGUGAUACUGGGAGUUCUGUCCCUGGCCAGAGGAGACCCCCCUGAUGCCACCAGUCCCUUCCAUUAUGACUGGUGUCACCUGCGUGUUGGUGGCCUCGUGGUGGCCGCGGUGCUGAGCGCAGUUGGGAUCAUUAUCCUGUUCAGUGGGAUGUGCAAGUGCCGGAGCAAGGCCAGCCGCCGAUGCCCGUCCCCGGAGCUGUCACCUGUACCUGGGACAGGAGCCACCAGCUCGUGCUGAGCUGUCCCCAAGUGUCCCCAAAAUGUCCUGAAAUGUCCCCAAAAUGUCCCCAGAAAAGGACGAUGAAUAAAAUUGGGUGGA
Molecule: messenger RNA, 426 nt
Organism: Ficedula albicollis (Collared flycatcher)
Lineage: Eukaryota; Metazoa; Chordata; Aves; Passeriformes; Muscicapidae
Product: FXYD domain-containing ion transport regulator 3
Exons: 7
Coding region: 82-345 (87 amino acids)
Biological process (GO): regulation of sodium ion transmembrane transporter activity
Cellular component (GO): membrane
Molecular function (GO): sodium channel regulator activity
Source: RefSeq, a predicted model, not a curated record